Molecule: messenger RNA, 1814 nt
Organism: Myotis daubentonii (Daubenton's bat)
Lineage: Eukaryota; Metazoa; Chordata; Mammalia; Chiroptera; Vespertilionidae
Product: T-complex protein 1 subunit zeta-like
Source: RefSeq, a predicted model, not a curated record
CCCGGAGAGCGCCUCGCGGCCCGGCUGAGCCAGCGUCUGUCUUUCCCUCUUUUGCGGGCUCCACUAUGGCGGCCGUGAAGAGCCUGAACCACAAAGCCGAGGUGGCCCGAGCCCAGGCAGCGUUGGCGGUCAACAUCAGCGCGGCUCGGGGUCUGCAGGACGUGCUGAGGACCAACUUGGGGCCUAAGGGCACCAUGAAGAUGCUUGUGUCUGGAGCUGGAGACAUCAAGCUCACUAAAGAUGGCAAUGUGCUGCUGCAUGAAAUGCAAAUUCAACACCCAACAGCCUCCUUAAUAGCCAAAGUAGUGACAGCCCAGGAUGACAUAACGGGUGACAGUACCACGUCCAAUGUCCUAAUCAUUGGAGAACUGCUGAAACAGGCGGAUCUCUACAUUUCCGAAGGUCUUCAUCCCAGAAUAGUAACAGAAGGAUUUGAAGCUGCAAAGGAAAAGGCACUUCAGUUUUUGGAACAAGUCAAAGUAAGCAAAGAGAUGGACAGGGAAACACUCAUAGAUGUGGCCAGAACAUCUCUGCGUACUAAAGUUCAUGCGGAACUUGCUGAUGUCUUAACAGAGGCUGUAGUUGAUUCCAUUUUGGCCAUUAAAAAACAAGAUGAACCUAUUGACCUCUUCAUGGUUGAGAUCAUGGAGAUGAAACAUAAAUCUGAAACCGAUACAAGCUUAAUCAGAGGUCUUGUUUUGGACCAUGGGGCACGGCAUCCUGAUAUGAAAAAAAGAGUAGAAGAUGCAUACAUCCUUACAUGCAAUGUGUCCUUAGAAUAUGAAAAAACAGAAGUGAAUUUUGGCUUUUUUUACAAGAGUGCAGAAGAGAGAGAGAAACUAGUAAGAGCUGAAAGAAAAUUCAUUGAAGAUAGAGUUAAAAAAAUAAUAGACCUGAAAAAAAAAGUUUGUGGUGACUCAAAGAAAGGAUUUGUUGUUAUUAAUCAAAAGGGAAUUGACCCAUUUUCCUUAGAUGCUCUUGCAAAAGAAGGCAUAGUAGCUCUGCGCAGAGCGAAAAAAAUAAAUAUGGAAAGGCUGACUCUUGCUUGUGGUGGAGUAGCUCUAAAUUCUUUUGAUGAUCUAAAUCCUGAUUGUUUGGGACAUGCAGGACUUGUCUAUGAGUAUACAUUGGGAGAAGAGAAGUUCACCUUUGAUGAGAAAUGUAACAAUCCUCGCUCUGUUACAUUAUUGGUCAAAGGACCAAAUAAGCAUACACUCACUCAAAUCAAAGAUGCAAUAAGAGAUGGCUUGAGGGCUGUUAAAAAUGCUAUUGAUGAUGGCUGUGUAGUUCCAGGUGGUGGUGCAGUGGAAGUGGCAAUGUCGCACGCCCUGGUGAAAUACAAGCCCAGCGUAAAGGGCAGGGCCCAGCUUGGAGUUCAAGCGUUUGCUGAUGCAUUGCUCAUUAUUCCCAAGGUUCUUGCUCAGAAUUCUGGUUUUGAUCUUCAGGAAACACUAGUUAAAGUUCAAGCAGAACAUUCGGAAUCAGGUCAACUUGUGGGUGUGGACUUGAACACAGGUGAGCCAAUGGUAGCAGCAGAAGUAGGCGUAUGGGAUAACUAUUGUGUAAAGAAACAGCUUCUUCACUCCUGCACUGUGAUUGCCACCAACAUACUCCUGGUUGAUGAGAUCAUGCGAGCUGGAAUGUCUUCUCUAAAAGGUUGAAUUGAAGCUUCCCCUGUACUACCUGAAUCAUGAAGACUCUACAGAGUGAUCCUAAGAAUACAGCUAUGGAAUUUUUGUCCUGGCUUCAAAUGAUUUUUAAAGGAAUUUCCCCAUCUGAAGAAAGGAGAGAGCAAUGGCAACUACCUAUUAAAA